This is a messenger RNA of Mobula hypostoma (lesser devil ray), 3827 nucleotides long. RefSeq names its product rho GTPase-activating protein 17-like. Gene Ontology annotation, biological process: signal transduction; positive regulation of GTPase activity; regulation of actin cytoskeleton organization. The record is from RefSeq and is a predicted model, not a curated record. Gene Ontology annotation, molecular function: protein binding; GTPase activator activity. Bases 185 to 3094 code for a protein of 969 amino acids. The transcript is spliced from 22 exons. Gene Ontology annotation, cellular component: intracellular anatomical structure; cytosol; cytoplasm. Lineage: Eukaryota; Metazoa; Chordata; Chondrichthyes; Myliobatiformes; Myliobatidae.
GCGGAACUACUUCCGCCGAGCGAUGCGCGGCCGAUCCCUGUGAGUGCAGGCCCGGUUGGGAGCGGUCGAUCUGUGCGCCAAGCGGGGACGGGGGUCCCUGGGCCAUGGUGUGUACAGCAGCCCGGGGCCUGAGCGCGGCCACUCUCUGAGCUCGGCUUUGGCGCCGCCACAAGCAGAAAGCAUUAUGAAGAAGCAGUUCAAUCGGAUGCGGCAGCUGGCAAACCAGACCGUGGGCAGAGCUGAGAAGACGGAGGUACUUAGCGAUGACCUGCUGCAGAUUGAGAAGCGCAUGGAUACCAUCAGGAUUAUUUCCCAUAAUAUUCAUAAAAGACUGUCUGCAUGUUUGCAAGUUCAGCAGGGCACCGAUGUGGACAAACGAUGUAAAAAGUUGCCACUGAUGGCUCUCUCCCAAAGCAUGCAAGAAGGACUCUCCAGCUUGGGGGAUGACUCGCUAAUUACAAAAUUACUGGAAACAUGUAGUGAAGCAGAGAAUAAACUGGCACAUGAACUUGCCUCCUAUGAGUCACAAAUUGAGAAAGAUAUCCUUGACCCUUUCAGCAACCUGUCAGAGAUGGAGAUUCCCAACAUUCAAAAGCAGAGGAAACAGUUGGCUAAACUAGUACUAGACUGGGACUCGGCAAAAAUGCGGUAUAAUCAAGCACACAAGACCGCUUUUUCAGGAGCUAAUUUCCAGGCAAUAGCAGCAAAGGUUGAUUCCCUCCGGGAAGAAAUGGAUGAAGCUGGAAAUAAAGUGGAAUUGUGCAAGGAUCAACUUGCAGCUGAUAUGUACAACUUUAUUUCGAAAGAAGGUGAUUAUGCAAGGUAUUUGGUAAUGUUAUUAGAAGCACAAGCAGAUUACCAUAGAAAAUCACUAGCAGUCUUAGAGCGAGUCCUUCCUACGAUCCAGACCCAGCAAGAUACGUGGACUGAGAAGCCUGCAUUUGGAACUGCUCUGGAAGAACACCUCAAGCGUAGUGGUCGUGAGAUAGCUCUCCCAAUUGAGGCUUGUGUAAUGAUGCUGCUGGAAACUGGUAUGAAAGAGGAGGGCCUUUUCCGAAUUGCUGCUGGAGCAUCCAAGCUGAAAAAGCUAAAGGCUGCAUUGGAUUGCUCUACUUCCCAACUUGAGGAAUUCUAUUCUGACCCACAUGCUGUUGCAGGUGCCUUAAAGUCAUAUCUGAGAGAACUUCCAGAGCCUUUAAUGACAUUCCAGCUUUACGAUGAGUGGGUUCAGGCUGCAAGUGUGCCAGAACCAGACAAGAAACUGCAAGCCCUCUGGUUAACCUGCAGCAAGAUGCCAAAGUCCCACAGUUCCAACUUCAGGUAUCUUAUAAAGUUUCUCUCGAAACUUGCGCAAUAUAGUGAAAUGAACAAAAUGACUCCCAGCAACAUCGCGAUUGUGCUGGGACCUAACCUACUAUGGGCUAAGAACGAAGGGAUGCUUGCGGACCUAGCUGCUGCAACUUCAGUCCACAUGGUUACGAUCAUUGAGCCAAUUAUCCAGCAUGCUGACUGGUUCUUCCCAGAUGAUUUGGACUUCAAUGUAUCAGGCAUGUUUACACCAAUGACUCCUUACAAUCACCUUAAUAAUGUGCCUGUGUUUGUUAGUGACUGUGAUAGUUCCACACUGGAGAGAAAGAGACCUGUCAGUGUGACAGCUGUUGAAGAUGUAUCAAAAAGAGACAGCUUUGGUGUAAAGAUUAUUGAGAGUCAGUUGAAUCCUCGCAGAUCUGGCACUCUGACUAGGAAGCACACGUCCCCAACUGUACAGCCACCUCCACCUCCCCCUCCCACUGAGGCUGUACUUAUGAGUGAGCAGCAGCAGUCAGGUGUGAGCCCUGGCCCCUGUCCAGCUACUGUGUUGCCUCUUGCUGCUAGGGUGACAGAGCCUCACUUCCAGGAAACUGAUGAAACCAGUCUUUCAAAGUCCAAAGACCCUGCUGCCACUAUUCCACUUUCAAGAAAUGGUGCUGGCGGAGCCAGUGUUGUACAGAGUCCACCGCAACCCUCUGGCACAGGAGUCAGUCAACUCACUGCUGUGCCAGGGCCAGUUACAACUGGUCCCAGCCCACAUAUAACCAGAAGAGAUAUAUGGUGGUCUCAGAGGACUUACAGAUUGGUAAAAAUGCUCAAUUUAUUGGCCAAUCAGUUUCAUAUCUACCCAAAGGUAAUAUAUUACAGAUGCUGGAAAUCUGAAAUAGGAGCAGCAAAUGCUGCAGGUCAUUCACUAGAUCAGAAGUACCCUUGCAGCAUUUUUAGUCAAAUAGGAUGUGCUUGGUUGAACUUCUUUUGCCACACUUUUGUUGAUUCAGCAACAAAAAAGCCUGCUCCUGCUCCUCCAAAGCCUUCGAAUCCACCUCCUGGACAGCCUGUGGAUCAUGGAGCAAGCACACCUGUUAACCAAACAACAACACAUUCACCAAAACAGCCUAGCCAAGUUGCCAGUACAUCUCCAGGUCAAUCUGGAAACCAGAGUUCUGUGCAAUCCCAUGGCCAGUCCUCUUCUCAACUCACAAUGCAGUCUCGUAAACAUUCUAGUAAUCAAAUGGUUAUUCAGGCUCCAAAUCAUCCCCCUCCUCAACCUCCAGUGCAGCCUAUCAAUCCUUAUCCUUGUAAGGCUUCUUCUGAGCAAGCAGCAGAACAGCCCUCCAGUACUCCCCCAGACACACCAACUCCCCCGAGCACACCUCCAUUAGGGACACAUGGUGCAGGCUUACAGCUAACUCAGCAUUUUACACAUGCCCAGAGCUUCCCAGCAAACCAGGACCUGCAGUCCCAAACCCCUCUGACACAGUUUGCCACUGUGCCGAGGGCACGGCCAGUACCAAAACCAAGAAAUCGUCCCAGUGUUCCACCACCACCACAGCCACCAGUGACAGCCGGUGCAACAAGUUCUUCCACUCCUACAGAGCCGGCAUUUUCUAACACCACUGCUACAGCUUCCAAAAUAGUUACUGAUUCCGAUUCAACUGUGAAAGAGCAGGACUGGAAGCACUCUAAACCAUCUGUGGAGUCAACGUCUGUGUCAGGAAGCAUGGAAAUGAAGAAGUGUGAGCAGCAGGACGUUGAUAAUGACUCAGAGAGCACUGCUUUGUGAAAGGUUGCUGCACAGCACCAUUUACACCACUGAACUAUAUUCUUCAAGGCUUGAUUCUGCUGCUGUUCUACGUUGCUGCACCUCCAAAAUGCAAAGUAAACUCGGUUAUUUUCAACUAGAUAUACUCGUGUUGUAUGGAAUCAGACUCAAAGGGCUCAUCAAUACCACUGCUAUGGUUCCUCUACUGCUGCAAUAGUUGGUAUUCAGGAGACCAUUCUGACAGACAUUCUCUCCUUGUGGGAAACCGAGGUUGCAUGAUAAGCAAUGGCCCUGCAGGAAUUUGACUGGAUUAGUAGCCACUCAUAGGUUGCAGUCCUAUUAACAGUGCCUUGUGCAAUUUUCUUCAGGCUUCUUGAUGGAAGCUUGUUGUGGUCUUAUUUUUUUAAUUGUACUUAAAACAGUGUCCAGAUUUUGUACAAGAUUAUUACAUGAGAUUGGUACUGUGCUGAGAUUUAGUCCACUCAAUCUGUACAUUUGUAUUUAUCCUUAGUGCGAAUUAAUGCUUAAACCAACUGUACUAGGUUUUUUCCUACUGUUUAACAGAAGUGCACUUCCUGCCAUAAAAGUCCUGUUUUGCAAACGAGGCAAUUUUAUAACUGAUUAAAAAUGAACAAAUAAUUAAGUUUAAGAUUGAGUUCAUCAGUUUGAACAUUUGUUUUGAAUUAUAAACAUAAAUGCAAUGUGGAAAAUGCACGCAAGUUGCAUUCAUGUAUUAAAAAAUAUAAAAUCAACA